Molecule: messenger RNA, 746 nt
Organism: Olea europaea var. sylvestris
Lineage: Eukaryota; Viridiplantae; Streptophyta; Magnoliopsida; Lamiales; Oleaceae
Exons: 8
Coding region: 210-746 (178 amino acids)
Source: RefSeq, a predicted model, not a curated record
ACUGGGCUAAAUUGGUAGGAAUGAACACACGAAACAAAAGCUCCAUCUAAAUGCUUUUUGUACCUUUUGGCGGGGGUUUCAAAUCCAUACCUUCAACCUAAUCCACAAAAUGAUGAAGAAGGCGGGAAAAUUCACAGUUACUCAGUGUUUGUUUUGCUCUGAGAGGAGGAGAAGAAUCCGAGGAAGAAAACUCUGUUAAAUUUCAUCCCAUGGAAAAGUACUUAGUCACUGUAAAAAACCCAUCUGCGCAAAAUCCAAAAUCCAUAAGCAGGCGUCGUUGGAAGAGAAGUCUAAUUGAAAUUACCGGAAAAUUUGAACCAGAUUAUCGUCAUGACAUUACUUGUCUUUUAACGCAGUCCUAUUCUGAGAUUGGAAUCUAUCCUCAUACGUAUCACAUUGACGGGGAACCAUGCCGCACCCAUGUUGAUUGGUUUUCAAAUGCUGGAUUGAAUAAUAACCCAAGUGUAAACAGCAGGCUGGGUGUUACAUCACUUGAAUUUGACUCCAAGGGAGUAUACCUGGCAUCGGUAACAAAAUCAGGUUGCUUAACUGUGCAUGACUUUGAUUAUCUUUAUCACCCAGAUUUGGAAGAAGAUGAAGUAAAGCAAUUGUUGCACAUUCCUACACGUCAGCAGCUUGACGUCAUCCGGUGGAACCGUGCUAACCAAGAUGAGGCCGUUAAUGAAUGGCCAUCAAACUGGGCUAAAUUGGUAGGAAUGAACACACGAAACAAAAGCUCCAUCUAA